AGCCCAGAUUCUUGUCACCCCAUCGACCAGAAAUCUACCACCAAAUCCCCCUCGUGGGCAAAGGAUCUGAUCAGAAGGAGCGAUCUAAGAAUAGCCCCCCGAGGCUUUCAGACGCUACAAGGAUCUACUCGGAGCACUCGUGCUCCAGAUUCAUGAACGGCGAGCUGCCAAAAUUAGACCGUUCGAGGCUUGAUCAAAUACGAAUCCGAUCAAAUCCUCAUUCUGUAGGUGCCUGCAUCCCCAGCUGACAAGGCAGGCUCGAAUCGUUGCAGAGGCAGCCCAGUCCAGUCCAAUCCAGUCGAGUCCAGUCCAGCUGUGCCCUCGUAAGCCAAAUCCUCUCCUCCUCCGCUCGAUUUCUCAUUUCUCACGGAUCACUCCCCCGAGGAGAAGAAUCGCGGACCCGUCGUCACACAUUAGCCUCGUGUGCUGAGCAUGUCAAGGCAGCUUUGUGUGCCAAUUAUUGCCUCCCCCGUCGAGCCAGGGUCGAAAGUACAAGCCCAGUGGUACGAAACGACGAAGGACUGCGGGCCGGAACGGAAGCGGAGGGAAGUGCGUGCCAAGUGGUUGCGAGCUAGAGCGGCGGAAGAUUCAGGUGAGCAACCAGUAGGACGAUGCGAUGGUGGGGUCUCGAGCUUGUCAGAGGCUCGGUGCCAGCGAGCCACGGAGCUCGUCUCAGAGAGACAACCGUCGGCCCUGCUCUCAGAGGCCCCGGCGUCACUGCACUGGCACUCUCGAUUGUAUGGCUGCCGUAGCUCCAUAUCACGCGGCUCGACUCUGCCAGAUCCUCAAACGUUCGGUGACGAACAUUCUCGCCUCGCUCGCCGAGACGGCGACAGCUUCUCUCGCGUCUAUAUUAGUCUUUGUCAGUUCAUGUAUUCAACCGACUCCGUUCGUUUUCUGCAUCGGUCUCACCUUUUGCGCGGCUUUUUCGUCUCAGGCCCCACGCAUUCUGCAGCUCGUUGUGUGUUCCAACUGGCGGCUCAGCUGCGCCCGCAUUCAUGAAUCUCCCUCGCGAAUGACCUGAAAAUCUCCCUCACUCGAAGUUCCUCUGUGCAGCUGGAGCUCAAAUUGCAGAUUGCUCAAAUUGCUCGAAGAGGGCUCUGAACUCUUCAACCGCGGAGAUUUCGGUAUUGGUCUCGGACCUGCGUCGAGUUUGGAGCUGAAGAGCUCUUGGUGUUAGACUGGUCGCAUUUUGGUGGACAUGGAGUCGGUGGUAGUCUUUCGGGGCAAUCUCGUCUCCUGCUGGGAGAAAGGUUGCCCCACUGCCGCCACGAGCGUCAGCAGCAGCAGCAGCAGCAGGGUGGCGUUCAAUGCUCUUCCCGCAGCAUCCGCGAAGCCGAGGAAGCUGGGGAUUCAGUGCAAGGUGCAGAAGUUCAGCACGCAGAGAACGUCAGCUCAGGCGACCGAUGUGCAGCAGACAGGCCACGGCGUGGAAAUGGAAGCAGAGAGCUCUGGUUCCAAGUCGACUUGGGAGAGUCACACGCAGGUGUACGAGUACACGAGUGCUGCCAACCCUGUUCUGAAGGCCAUUCCCAUUUUGGGCCUUCACCCUUGCGAUCAUAGGUCGGGCCCGUCGAGGAUCAGCACUCUGGACUUGAGCGAGCAGAUGGAAAUCGAUGGAUACGCUGCAUCUUCUCCCAAUCUCCUCGCUUCCUUUCUGCGAGUUUGCACUGGCGAGUCUCUGACCACCAGUGCCACUGCGACGUCUCAGGCAUUUUAUGUAAUCCACGGGGAGGGAAAGACCCGCACCGGCUUCGGGGACAUCGAGUGGAAAACUGGCGAUCUCUUCGUGAUUCCAGGAACAGAAGCUGAAACGGAGUGCACCCAUUUCUGCUUCAAUGAUGACAAAGAGAACACUGGCGGAGCUGGCCUGUACUGGGUUCAUGAUUCGCCACUCUUGGCAUACCUCGGUGUCGUGCCGAAGUCUAAGCAGUUUGAGCCCACCUUUUACAGCUGGGAGUACUUGAUGGCCAACAUGGAGAAGGUCAGGCUCGAAGAAGGAGCACAUGAACGCAACCGGAUGGGCAUUCUUCUCGGGAACACCGCUACACCGCAGACGAAGACUCUUUCCCACACUCUCUGGUCCCUUCUGAACGUGUUGCCUGCAGGUCAAAUGCAAAAACCUCACAGGCACUCUUCAACGGCUUUGGAUCUGGCAAUACAUGCAGCGCCGGGCACAUAUACCUUAAUGGGUGAAACCCUCGACAUGAACGGAAAGAUCAUUGAUCCCAUUCGGGUGGACUGGGAAACCGGAGCGAUGUUCGUCACUCCCCCCAGAUGGUGGCACAGUCACCACAACGAUUCCAACGAGGAAGCGUGGGUCUUGCCUAUGCAGGACGCCGGUCUGUACACUUAUCAGAGAACACUUGACAUUCGUUUUUCCGAUAACGAAGUCCAGCUGAUGAAGAAAAAUAUUCUUAGAUAAACAUGGCCUCAGAUAAGACGUUGCUCUCGUUCUGCAGUAUAGGGACUUCAAUUUAGUUACAUUUGGUAGCAAUCAUGAAAAUCAUUAUCGAGUAGUCGUUCACAAGGUGUAGUCACUGGGAUUACGGAUGCGGUGUACAUACAAUUUUUGCAUCUCAAAAUAGAGAUAAUAUUUGAAGGAAGGUUGGACAGGAGAGGUUCUUGGACUUGUGAUAGCUUUCGAUCACCGAGUAGACAACGGACGUGGAUGAAGAAUUUUAUUUGUAGAUCAGGCAAACCCUUUUCGGUGACGCUGCGUGGUGUGGCAAGUGAUGAAGAUAGUUUCACUUUGAGCCUAUCUGUUCCUAUCACUAUGACUCUGAUUCUUCUGAUAUUCGUGAUAAACGGAAUCAAGAAUCUGUCCAACUUUGUAAGAAUAUUCCAUUCAACACAAAAAACAAUCUUUCG
Molecule: messenger RNA, 2871 nt
Organism: Marchantia polymorpha subsp. ruderalis
Lineage: Eukaryota; Viridiplantae; Streptophyta; Marchantiopsida; Marchantiales; Marchantiaceae
Source: the annotation of a GenBank genome assembly